AUGGUAUUCCUCCGGCUUUCGAUCAAGGUCUUCCCGCGGGAGCAGCUGAGCACCAACGUAAGCUACAUCUGGGAGAGACUCGGGAGAAGGGUUACCUCCGAUGAGUCUAGCCAGGGAUCUGGACCUUCAACUGCCUCCAAGAAACCCGGUGUCUUCUUGCUUGUUCUUCAGAAUCCAGAGGAAGUCUCGCUUGGGGGACUUGCGGGCAUGAUACAGGAGCACUGGGCGAAGCUUCAUCCGGAGUUGGAACCACUCUCGAUCAAGAAGAUAUUGGACGAUACGAAGGAAGAGCUCGACCUCUACCCCCAAUUGACAGUCGCCGAUGUCUGGGUCGACCAUGGCAAAGCCCGCGCCGACGGCCUUGACCAGUUCGGAUGUGUUCGCGUUAUUCAAAAGCCUACGACGGCUGCCCCGGAGCGCUUCCCGUCUGUCGAGCAGGAUUGGGAUGCUGCUGUCGCUGCGUAUGAGCAUAAGCGUGCGACGAAGAAGAAAAAGCAAGAUAUGGAGCGCGAGUUCCCUGCUAUCCAGGAAGAGGACGAAGAGAGCGCCAAGGGUUCAUCACAGCCCAGUGCUACUCGAUCGCUGUCUCAGUCUCAUGUGCAAUGGACGGGUUCGCCCGAUUUGCGCCAACCCAAAACCAACGGUCUUUUCAACCGAAAGUCGCCGGUUAAGCACCGCCAUCGUGAUUUACCCGUUUCAUCUGUGGAGGUAGGCAGUCCUGUCGCCAGUCCUCCCCCACCGGCGAAAUCUCCUGAUCGUAUAAUUGCCGGCACGCCGCCUGUAAGGAGCGAAAGCGAGGAGCUAGGCGACUCGCCGUCACCUGCUGAGCGACGUGGUUCUACUACCCGUUCUCGGUCUACACCCGGCUCUGCGAAAGCUAUACCCCCGAAAUCCCCGACUAAGUCGCCAAAACUUGUUAAAGCGCCCAUUGCGAAGACGACGGCCACGCGGACAAUCACACAGAUGCCUAGCGACGCUGAAUCUCCCCCACGGGAUAUACACGUCCGAGAGACACAAACAACUGAAGAGGCUACCCCGAGCGAAGAGAGCUCGCCUGAACCUGAGCUGCCGACCAAACCGCGUGUGGCCAGUGGACAAGGGCAUCUGGCGAGGGUGGCUGAUAGUAUCUCUAAAUCCUCGCAGAAGAAGCAAGCGGAAGAGGCUGUCGAGAGCUCUAGCGGCGAGUCUGGUGACGAGUCUAGCGAGGAGGAAAGCGAUGAUGAGGAUGACGAAAAUGAACAGAGAAAGGCUCUUGUGGAGGAGUCUGCUGAGGAGGAUUCUGAGACCGGUUCUGACUCUGACUCUGAAUCUGAUGCGAGUGAAACGAACGGUAGUAAGAAAAAUUUCGUGGACGCAGAUGGGGAUAUACAAAUGGAAACGCCCACGGCUACCGAGAGUUCGCAGUCUCGCAAACGCAAACAGAGCUUGGAAGAUAUCACUUCGGUCAAAGAAGCUCGCCAAAGACAAUCUCAUCCUUCGACCCGGCAACAAUCGAGCCCCACCUCUCCAAGGUCUGUGCCUGCCGUUGUUGUGCCUUCGCAACAACCCCAGCAGUCCAAGUCGAAAUCGUUGUCUUCAGUUGCUGGCGUGACGAGCCCACAGCGACGUGAACGUGUUCCUUCAUCCUCUAGCCCGGCUCGCCGAGCAAGUCUCGAAGAGUCUUCCGUCAACAAAACCCCCCAGUCUGGCCUAGAAUUGGGUAUAACUGACAGUCCUCCCAGCAAUCAGCAAGUGAGGGUGGAAGCGUCUCAAGAAUCUUUCAGGACUGCAGACCUGCCAUCCACCCAGAACUCGACCUCUCUCGGCGGACCGCCUUUCCCAAGCAGCAAUGCCACAGUCGUCGAAUCAUCGUCCACUACUCAGAAUAAGCAAACACCCGCAAUCGAGAGAACGAAAAAGCUCUCGUCUGCCCUCCGCGGCAAGGAUUCCCCAGCAUCCGAGAGACGAUCUGUGUCUUUUGCGGAGGGAGAGAACCUUGCCUCAACCCUUCAGCCUGUUCCGCACUCCAGCCAGCGCAAUACUGCGGUCAACGCCACACCAAAGUCGACGGUGCAGACGCCCACACCAGCUACUAGAAACACCCAAGCAACACCUUCGGCCUCUACUCGUACCGUUGCCACACCUAAGACUAGUGCCAAGAAGCAGACCCCCAAAUCUAAUUCACAAGCUGCUCGCACGCCAUCGCAAGUCAGCGAUGUGGUGUAUCCGCCCAAUUUCGACGUUGCCAAGCUUGAGCAGGAAGUUGCCAAAGAGCGGCAGUCCACAAAGGAGUCAAGGCAGGCAGAGGCUCAACAAAAGGAGAAAGAAAAAGCAGAGAAAGUCGAAAUCGAGCGCAAGCUUCGGGAAACCUACGAUCCCGUCCUUAUGAACAUCUUAACUGAGAUGAACACGCUUUUGGGUAGACUAGGCAAUUCCAGGCUGGAAAUUCGCAGAAGAACACCAUUGCGAGCUAAGCUUGACGAGCUGCGGAAGGAGGCAAAGGCCCGCGAACAGACCCUGGAGACGCAAAAGGCGACUCCUCAAGUAUCAGCCCCGAAGCAGGCCCGUCCGACUCUCAAGGACAUGCUGAGCAGCCAGAAGCAGGAGCUUGCUGCGAAGAGCUCGCAGCCGCGCGCUGAACCAAAGACCGCCCCAGCUCGUCGCAGUGAUGUCUACGAUGUGCCUAGCUCCGGCGAAUCGGAGUCAGAGUCAGAGUCUGAGUCUGAGUCUGAGUCUAGCGACGAUAGUUCCGAUAACGAUAGCGAUAGCGAUAGCCAGUCGGGUGAUAUUAUGCCCGAUGGCCACUCGGAGAAACUCCGCAGGCCUUCUUCGUCACAGCAGUCUAGUUGA
Penicillium bovifimosum is the source of this 2829-nucleotide messenger RNA. RefSeq lists its product as uncharacterized. Bases 1 to 2829 code for a protein of 942 amino acids. Lineage: Eukaryota; Fungi; Ascomycota; Eurotiomycetes; Eurotiales; Aspergillaceae. The record is from RefSeq and is a predicted model, not a curated record. The transcript has 2 exons.